This is a messenger RNA of Penicillium expansum, 261 nucleotides long. RefSeq lists its product as uncharacterized. The coding region runs from base 1 to 261 and encodes 86 amino acids. NCBI's taxonomy places the organism in Eukaryota, Fungi, Ascomycota, Eurotiomycetes, Eurotiales, Aspergillaceae. The record is from RefSeq and is a predicted model, not a curated record. The transcript has 3 exons.
AUGGCAGAAGCUUGCCAUCCCCCUACAACGGAACUCUCCAAAGCAGAGCGCUUUGAAGCUACGCACCUCGCCGCGCACCAUGGCAACUACCACCAAUAUUACGCCAAGUUCCGGGCACCCACCCUUCUGGACGAGUGCCUUUCAAAUCUCCCAUCAGAUAUCCUCCGCAAUGCGCGAGUUAUAGACCUAGUCGAGCAGGCAAAGGCGGCGUACCCGGAGGACAAGUUCGACGUUGUCAUACUGCUCUCUGUCACUAAGUAG